AUGGCCAACAUACUCACUGUCAUCAUCCUCUCCCAGCUGGUGUUACGGCGUCAGAAGUCCUCCUAUAACUACCUUCUGGCGCUCGCCGCCGCUGACAUUCUGGUCCUCCUGCUCAUCGUCUUCGUCGACUUCAUAUUGGAGGACUUCAUUUUGGGCGCGCCCCUUCCCCCCUUCCUCAACAAGGCAGUCCAGGUCCUGGAGUUCUCCUCCAUCCACACCUCCAUCUGGAUCACGGUCCCCUUGACCGUUGACCGUUAUAUUGCAGUCUGUCACCCGUUGAAGUAUCAUAGCGUUUCCUACCCGGCCCGCACACGGCGGGUCAUCAUGGGCGUCUAUAUGGGGUGUUUGGUGUCUGCGGCGCCUUACUACUGGUGGCCUGAGCUGUGGCAUGGUUUACCUGGAGGUGGUACAGUAAGUGGAGGAAGGGGGAGUAGUAGUAGUGCUGCGCAGCAUGUGCUAGUCUGGGUGCACUGUGCGACUGUCUAUCUCCUCCCCUGCUCCGUCUUCUUCUCCCUCAAUGCAAUGAUCGUCAGGAAGCUCCAGCGCCGUCGCAGCUGCUUCCGCCUGCGCGGCUACUCCACGGGCAAGACCACCGCCAUCCUACUCGCCAUCACUUCCGUGUUUGCCGUCCUCUGGGCACCACGCACCGUCGUGAUCCUUUACCACCUGUACACGGCGCCGCCGGCGUCCCCGGGUCCCGCCCGCCUUCUGCACCUCCUAACCGAUGUGGCGAACAUGCUAGCUCUCCUAAACACCGGGGUCAACUUCUUUCUUUACUGUUUCAUCAGCAAGCGUUUCCGGACCAUGGCGGCCACGGUUCUCCGGACGUUGUUCCGAUGCCGUAAGCAGCCGCCGCCGUUCUACGCUGGACACAACUUCUCUAUCACCAGUAGUCCCUGGAUCUCCCCUGCUAACUCCCACUGCAUCAAGAUGCUGGUAUACCAGUACGAUAAGAACGGCAAGCCCAUCUGCAUCUCCUCGUGAGGGGGGAAGUGUGGAGGGUUUCCCUGACGACGACCUUGAUGAUGACCCGAUUCUGGGACUCUUUGAGCUUUUCAAAUGUCAACAGACAUUUAGAGUGGAGGGCUGGAAAGGUGGAGGA
This is a messenger RNA of Oncorhynchus keta (chum salmon), 1102 nucleotides long. It is a transcript of the gene gpr139, whose product is annotated as G protein-coupled receptor 139. Gene Ontology annotation, molecular function: G protein-coupled receptor activity. Gene Ontology annotation, biological process: G protein-coupled receptor signaling pathway. The record is from RefSeq and is a predicted model, not a curated record. The transcript is spliced from 2 exons. Gene Ontology annotation, cellular component: membrane. NCBI's taxonomy places the organism in Eukaryota, Metazoa, Chordata, Actinopteri, Salmoniformes, Salmonidae. The coding region runs from base 1 to 984 and encodes 327 amino acids.